Molecule: messenger RNA, 897 nt
Organism: Salmo salar (Atlantic salmon)
Lineage: Eukaryota; Metazoa; Chordata; Actinopteri; Salmoniformes; Salmonidae
Source: RefSeq, a predicted model, not a curated record
ACAGCACACAUUGCAUCGAAACUGCUACUGUCUAAGGUAAUUUUAGUUGGACAGUUUGAGUUGCUGUAGCAUAUGAAUGUAUUUGCUUUCCCGAUAUUGAAGAGCCUUUGCAUGGCAUGAUUGUACAUUUCGUAUCGGAGGUUUCUUUCGUUUCGACCAUUUUGCAAAAGUCCUGUCCUGCAUUUGCACGUGUCAAGUUACAGCGAGUUGAGCAAACACACUGCAGAGUGCUGCUUAGGCAAUGCGCUUUGGACUGCCUGCUACAGAAGGAUUGCAGGCUGGUGGACAUCUGAGGGCAUUCUUUGUGAUUGCGUUGCUUAGUGUGUUGAUGCUCACGCUGCUGAGGACUGUGGGAUUGAGAGCGUUCUCCAUGGCAUCCGAGACCUACACGUCGGGCACACACUCCGCUGCCUUUGUCACCUGCCCCAACGAACAGGUGGCCAAAGAUCUGGCCAGGGCCAAACUGAGCCAGGUUGAGCUGAACUGGUUACACAUCCACCAGGGCUGCUUGAACCGUGCUGGAAAGGACAAUGUCAAAAGGAAAUAUCAGAGCCGAGGGAUCGUUGAGAAGAAGCUGGCUGCUUGUGUCAACAUCGUCCCCAAAAUCACAUCUGUAUAUGAAUGGCAGGGGAAGAUCCAGGAGGAUAGUGAAGUUUUGCUGAUGAUAAAGACCAGAAGUUCUAAGGUUGCAUCUCUGGCAGAAUAUGUUAGGUCCAAUCACCCGUAUGAAGUAGCAGAGGUCAUCAGCCUACCUAUAGAGCAGGGCAACCCACCCUACCUCAAGUGGCUUGGUGACGCUGUACCAGAAUGAUGGAUGGAUGGAGAGAGGAAGGGAUAGGUGGAUGGACAGAGGGAGGCUACGAGAAAUGUAUUUGGAAUAAAAAAAAUCUGCAGAAA